AAAACGGGGGAAAUCCUUCAAACUGUGCGCUACCGAGUCCUUUCCAUAUGGUUGAAAAUAUGUGCUAGCGCGUUGUCGCAUCAGUGCAAACUGCACCGGCUGUUUCAAUAACGAUUCACUGCCACGCGGUUGUACUGAAACAAACGACCUCCCCCGAACAAGGAACCAAGUAACGGUCACCCGGUCGGUUCCAUAUCGAUUCUAUCUAUGCAUCGCUUGCGCAUGUGUCUACCUUGGGUGAUUCCUCAAUGAAAUACAACGAACCCCGGCGCGCGUAAUAUACAUACACUUGUAGUGAUAAUGAAUUCGCUCAAGCGUACAACCAUUUAUUUGUGUUUUUAUUUCUAACAAGACGCUACUUGCAACUGUUGACAGCGUGGGUUGUCGUAAACAAAUGUGCGAUGUGAGAACAACUGGAAUGGAAGUAAUUAACCAUUGGAAUAGGCGUCUCAGUGCAAUUCGAAGGAAGGAGCAAUGGCAGUGGAGAGGACCGCCAAAGAAAGUGUCAGCUCGGAUUAUAGAUCGUCCACAUCGAGCCGACAGUCGUCUCGGUUUAUGCUGGUAGAUUUUACGAAGGAUGAGAUCGCCCACAAAGCCUUCAACCUCCACCAAAACCCACCGGCGCAAGACUUCUACCAGCUGAAGGAGCGCUAUCUUUCGGAGGGAACCUACUUCGAGGAUCCGGACUUCCCUCCAUCCCAUCAAUCGCUCACCAAACGCCAAUCGAAACCGGAUGUCACGAUCCGAUGGCUUCGCCCUCGGGAGAUCUGCCGAAAGCCACGUUUUCUGGUAGACGGUGCAUCCCGAUUUGACGUUCGACAGGGCAACCUGCAUGACUGCUGGCUGCUGGCAGCGAUCGCGAACCUUACCUCCAACCAGCGGCUGUUCCAGAAAACCGUCCCGCUGGACAACUCGUUCGCCGACGAAGAGUACGUGGGAAUUUUCCACUUUCGUUUCUGGCAGUUCGGCCAAUGGGUCGAUGUGGUGAUCGAUGAUCGGUUGCCAACGCGCGACAAGGAGUUGAUCUUUAUGCGAUCCAGCGAGAAGAAUGAAUUCUGGAGCGCACUGCUUGAGAAGGCUUAUGCUAAGCUUCACGGCUCGUACGAAGCGUUGAACAGUGGUACGUCUCGGGAAGCUAUGCAGGAUUUUACCGGAGGCAUUACGGAAUGGUACCGAUUGGGGGGACAGAUACCGGCUCCGCCGGAGAAUUUGUUCGAUAUCAUCCAUAGUGGUCUCCUGCGAGGCUCAAUGUUCGCCUGUAGUAUUUCCGCCGAUCCAGAGCACCCGGAAGCAUUCACCCCACAAGGUUUGGUGAAAGGACAUUCCUACUCUCUCACGAAAGCGCACAUUUUAGACGACAGCGAAACUAAACUGAUUCGGCUCCGAAAUCCUUGGGGAGAUGACAUCGAGUGGAAUGGCGCCUGGAGUGACCGAUCCGAUGUGUGGGAUGAUAUUCCAAAAGAGGAACGGAAACGAAUCGGACUCACCCUCGACCAUGACGGCGAGUUCUGGAUGGACUUCAACGAUUUUCUCCGUUACUUUAGUCGAGUGGAGAUUUGCAAUCUAUCUCCGGAGUCGCCGGAUCUCCCGGAGGAAAUUCAACGCGGCUGGCAGGUUUCCACGAUCGACGGUGAGUGGGUAAAAGGGUCCACCGCUGGGGGAUGUGACGGCAACUAUGAAUCUUUUGCGAUGAAUCCACAGUACGUUGUACGGUUGGAUGAACCCGAUCUGGAAGACACGAUGUGCACGAUAGUUAUUGCUAUCAUGCAAAAAUACCGCCGAGCGGAUGAUCUUCAGUAUUUAACCAUAGGAUUCGUAGUGUAUCAAGUAACUGACGAAGAUCUUCGCAACAAACCACUGCCGAGGGAGUUUUUCGAGAAAAACAAUGACCGGAUGGAGUAUCAGGCCAUUUUCAUCAACGCCCGCGAGUUGAGCUGUCGUUUGAGACUGAAACCGGGGAGGUAUCUGAUCGUGCCUGCAACCUUUGAACCGGGCCAAGAAGGCGAGUUCUUGAUACGAAUUUUCUCUGAGAUGCGCAACUGUUUGGAGGAAAACGACUGUACCGUGUGCUUCGGCACAAUGGACGAUCGAGUUGCUGGACCAUUGCUGGAGAACGGCGACUGGGAGCAGAUGGUUCGAUCUUUCUACGAUGUGGCGGAUAGAAGAGGGGAAAUCGAUUCCAUAGCUUUGAGUGCCAUGCUGAAUCAACAUUUCUUCGCUCCCACAACAUUACACAGAAAAAGACUAAGCAUCUGGAAAAGGCUAUCGCUGCGACUUCGACAUGUCCUGGUGUGCUGCUGGAUUGCCCCUUUACGGCCUAAAUCACGAACGGAUAACCUAACAAAUGCGAAUCAAUCUCUCGUCCAGCGAAUUUCCAAACUCUUGAUCGGUCGGGUGAACCCCGGCAAAUCACCCAAGCUGAACUACGAUCAAUUCAGAACCGUUGUACGGGAUGUCCAGCAGUGGCAGGUGGUGUUCGAUUUGUACGAUCUCGACCACAGUGGACACCUUGAUCGGAAAGAACUGAAGAAGGCGCUGAACUCCUCCGGUUUCAAUGUGAAUAAUCGCGUUCUGCACGAACUGAUGCGACGAUCAAAUGAAAGAGAUGUAACCCAAAUGGAUCUGACGGUUUUCGUGUUCUGUGCGGUGGAAAGUCGAAACGCUAUUGAAAAACUUCAACAAAACAUCGUGACAGGUUCGAAUGCAAUCAUUACCGACAUACGUGCCAAAUAGUAUAAGAAUACGUAAAAUAAAUGGAAAAUAUUAUAAGCUCUGCUCAAUAUGCUUGUCAAACUAAUACCUCAGCAAAAUGAUCUGCAUGUUAAAUAUACAGAUUUUAUUAUAUAUUGUUCUAAAAUAUACAUGAAUUCAUUGAUCUAAUCGUACGUCAAUCGCUGUUAUAGUU
This is a messenger RNA of Toxorhynchites rutilus septentrionalis, 2905 nucleotides long. RefSeq names its product calpain-B-like. Bases 475 to 2733 code for a protein of 752 amino acids. The transcript is spliced from 5 exons. Gene Ontology annotation, cellular component: cytoplasm. Gene Ontology annotation, biological process: proteolysis. Gene Ontology annotation, molecular function: calcium-dependent cysteine-type endopeptidase activity; calcium ion binding. Lineage: Eukaryota; Metazoa; Arthropoda; Insecta; Diptera; Culicidae. The record is from RefSeq and is a predicted model, not a curated record.